Aspergillus ochraceoroseus IBT 24754 is the source of this 1900-nucleotide messenger RNA. RefSeq names its product prefoldin-like protein. Gene Ontology annotation, biological process: negative regulation of phosphatase activity; negative regulation of transcription by RNA polymerase II. The transcript has a single exon. Lineage: Eukaryota; Fungi; Ascomycota; Eurotiomycetes; Eurotiales; Aspergillaceae. The coding region runs from base 70 to 1842 and encodes 590 amino acids. The record is from RefSeq and is a predicted model, not a curated record. Gene Ontology annotation, molecular function: phosphatase inhibitor activity; chromatin binding; transcription corepressor activity.
CACUCUUCUCAGUCGCUUUUGGAUUCACACUACUCUCUUACUUCUUGUUUUUGAAUCCCCGCCUUCAAAAUGGGUGUUCCAGGCAGUAAUAUUCAGGAUCUUGAACGCCAACGCCUCGAACUUGAGAACAAUAUCCUACAGUUACAACGAUCCCUUUACCACUGGAGAACAUGGGAAGCCGAAUACGAUGGUUUGAAGGAGGAAAUCGGUGAACUGGAUGAUGCAGCUACCCCAGAAGAUUUCCUUCAAGUCAGUCGCGACUUUGGCGGAACAUUGGUCAACGAAGAGGAACUUCGAGUGCUCAUCGGGGAGAAACAGGGUCUGAAACGAAGCAGGCAACAAGUGGUUGAUCUCAUAUCCAGACGUGUUGAUUACGUGAAGAAUAAUGUUGCGACUAUUGAAAAGAGACUGCAUGCGGCUGAAAACCAGUUAAAUGUUCUGGACUCUGUUGAGCAAGUCCCGGGGGAACCGACGGCCGAUUUUCCUAUGAAGGAGAUCAUCGAAGAGCUUGAUGAAAAUGGAGACGUUAUUUCAGGCACAACUGCGGCUCCUGGAGACCAGGCAUCGGAUCUUUUAGAGCUCUUGAAUCAGGCCGGUGUGAAGGAUAUACCCGAAUUUUCGAAAACAGACACACCGGCCGCAAGCACUGGGCCGUUACCAGAGUCUUUUGCGAAUGAUAACUUCGUGCCCAAAGAUGAGCCUCAAGGACAUGAUUCCGCAACUGCAGACGUGUCUGCUCCCGCAGAAGUCAAUGGACUACAGACGCCGAGAUCUUCAGCCGAAUCUGAUAAAGAAGUCCCUAUUGUGGACGUUAUUGAACCACCUGAAGAUGCCCGGCUCCGGCGUGAAAUGUUGCGGUAUGGUCUAGAUGAGGUCGGUGCCGUUGUUGCCGAGCUUGAACUAGAUGAUGAUGCAAGCGAGAUAUCUAUCGAUGAAGAGUAUGAUUCAUACGCAGAAGAUGAUGACGAAGAAGAGGAAGAUGAGUUUGGACGGAGCGUCCGGCCUGUUCUAGACGAUGACUACCACCGCCAGAUGCGUGAGCUCGAGGCAAAACUGAACGCCCGGGGUAUGUGGAAUGUGGGCAAGGACAUUGGGACGCUUCCCGAGGACGUCAAGGAGGAGCUCGAGCAACCUCUCAAGAUCAAGAUAGAAAAGGAGCCCGGGUCAAAUGAGGGUCCAGUUGCCGAAAGGAAACCGAAAAAGAAGGUUGCCUUUGCUGAUGAUCUUGAUAUUGCACCGGCUCCCAGACCACUUGUUAAAGAAAACAAAACCAUCGCACCCAGACAGAGUGAUAUUCCUGUCUUGUCAGAUUCUAUUGUUGAACGUACGGAACCCGCAGAGAAGAGCGUUGCUACAAACGGUCCGUCGAAGAAAGUGUCCCGCUUUAAAACGGCUCGAAACACAGACAAUCCAGCGGAGAAAUCUGCUUCUUUCAGCGGCAAUUCCCGACCAGUUGAGCUUCGCUCCUCUCAGAGCAAGCCAACUACAUCCUCGCCGUCCACACCACUGCCCUUAUUCCCUGCCCGACCAGCAGAGCCAAAGCCUUUUUCUCAGCCCAUUUCGGACAUUACUGAGCAAUCCCCAGCUGGCCCCCAAACAGGAAAGAUCCUCGCGGAUACCCUUGUUGAGCGCGACACCUCCGAAGGAACCGCAAUGCCACCUGAGCCUGAUGAGCUCGAUGAACAGCUUCACAGAAAAGAGAUCGCCACCGAGUUCUACCGGAUGAGAAACCGAAUGAUCAAACAAAAUGGCGGUUUCGUGGACAAUGAGCCAGAAACAGUGCCAGUUGACCCCGAGGAGACCCCACGAGUUAGCAAAUUCCGAGCUGCACGGAUGAGGUAGCUCAUGUAUGACAAAAUUGAAUAGAAAACAAACACACGUUUAGACCACCGAUUGUACG